This is a messenger RNA of Nematolebias whitei (Rio pearlfish), 2021 nucleotides long. RefSeq names its product eomesodermin homolog a (gene eomesa). The record is from RefSeq and is a predicted model, not a curated record. Gene Ontology annotation, biological process: positive regulation of DNA-templated transcription; regulation of transcription by RNA polymerase II; mesoderm formation. The coding region runs from base 61 to 2016 and encodes 651 amino acids. Gene Ontology annotation, molecular function: RNA polymerase II cis-regulatory region sequence-specific DNA binding; DNA-binding transcription factor activity, RNA polymerase II-specific. Gene Ontology annotation, cellular component: nucleus. The transcript is spliced from 6 exons. NCBI's taxonomy places the organism in Eukaryota, Metazoa, Chordata, Actinopteri, Cyprinodontiformes, Rivulidae.
CUGAGUCUGGUUCCCUGCACCUUCUUGGACUCCGUCAGAACUCGUCCUUUAUUCAAGAUAAUGCAGUUGGAGAAUAUUCUUCCCAGCGCCAGCAUCAACCUACCCAAGACCUUCUACAACCUGUCCUCCUCGGACCCCUCCAGCUCCAGCCCCAGGCCCCCCUCUCAGCUCGAGUACCAGGAGGUGGAGCGGACCGAGUCCGAACCCGGCGGCGCCAAUAAGAAGUACCUGAGCGGGGUGGGCAACGGGAUGCUGGGGGAGGGAGAGGGGGACGGUUUUACCAAGAACGAUGGGAGGAAGGGCUCCCCGGUGCUGGGGGAGGACGAGCUGACGAGCGGCCGGCGGUACAACAUAGACGAACUGGGUUCGGACAGAUACUUCAUCUCGUCCUCUCAGGCGACUUCCGACAUGGCCAACCCCUGUUCCCUGUUUCCCUACGCAGGGCAGACGGGUUCUGUGUACAGCGGGACCGGCGGGUCCAGAUACCCGGCCUCCCUGCAUUACGGGUCCGUCCUCCCGCCCGCGGGUUUCUCCGCUCCGUCCGUGUGCAGCACCCGGAGCCAGUUCGGCGGCGGCGGGUACCAGUUCAGCCAGGGCCCCGGCUGCCUGUACCCGUCUUACUCCGGGACCGGGAGCGGGAUCGGGUCCAUGUCUCUGCCCGGGUCGGCUGCAGGGGCCCGGGCCCAGGUGUACCUGUGCAACCGACCCCUGUGGCUGAAGUUCCACCGGCACCAGACGGAGAUGAUCAUCACCAAGCAGGGCAGGCGGAUGUUUCCCUUCCUCAGCUUCAACAUCACCGGCCUGAACCUCACGGCCCACUACAACGUGUUCGUGGAGGUGGUUCUGGCCGACCCGAACCACUGGCGCUUUCAGGGAGGAAAGUGGGUCACUUGUGGAAAAGCAGACAAUAAUAUGCAAGGUAACAAAGUGUACGUUCACCCCGAGUCUCCAAACACCGGCGCUCACUGGAUGAGACAAGAAAUCUCUUUCGGCAAACUAAAGCUGACAAACAAUAAAGGAGCCAACAACAAUAACACGCAGAUGAUCGUCCUGCAGUCGCUUCAUAAAUACCAGCCUCGUUUGCACAUUGUGGAGGUGACGGAGGACGGCGUGGAGGACAUGAGCAACGAGUCCAGAACUCAGACCUUCACCUUCCCAGAGAACCAGUUUAUUGCCGUCACAGCUUACCAGAACACAGAUAUCACACAACUGAAGAUUGAUCACAACCCGUUUGCAAAAGGCUUCCGGGAUAACUAUGACUCGAUGUACACGGCUCCGGAAAGCGACAGGCUGACUCCAUCGCCAACAGACUCUCCUCGCUCUACCCAAAUCGUACCCGGAGCUCGCUACGCCAUGCAGCCUUUCUUUCAGGACCAGUUUGUCAACAACCUGCCUCAGAACCGCUUCUAUGCCAGUGAGCGGGCCGUUCCCCAAACCAACAGCCUUCUCUCCCCGCAGAGUGAGGACCCCAGUGCAGCUGCUUCGGCCCAGCGCUGGUUCGUGCCCCCGGUCCAGCAGCCGGGCUCCAACAAGCUCGACCUCUCGUAUGAAAAUGACUAUUCCACCAGCAGCCUGCUGUCGUACGGCAUCAAGCCUCUGUCCCUGCAGACGUCCCACGCCCUCAGCUACUACCCAGACUCGGCCUUCGCUUCCAUGGCUGCAGGCUGGGGAACUAGAAGCUCUUACCAGCGCAAAAUGGCCACGGGUUUGCCCUGGUCCCCUCGCCCAAGCCCCCCGGCUUUCUCUGAGGAUCAGCUGGGGGCCAGUAAAGAAAAGCUACCAGAGGAGAACGCUCAACCCACCUCAACCUGGAUCGAGACCUCCCACUCGCUGAAAUCAGUGGACUCUAGCGAUUCUGGCGUGUACUCCAUGGUGUGCAAGAGGCGCAGGAUGUCCCCCGGCGGCUCGAGCACAGAGAACUCCCCAACCAUCAAGUGCGAGGACUUGACUACAGAGGAGUACAACAAGGACAACCCAAAAGGCAUGGGUUAUUAUGCUUUCUACACAAGCCCCUAAGACUG